AUGACGGGCGCGAUUUGCCUCUUCUCUCGCCGAGAGCGAAUCGUCACCAGCUCAGAAGCCAGAAGAAUCGCGCGUCUCCCGUCGACCUUCACUCCGUGGAAUCCGUCCCCCAGUUUUGCAUCGAAGCCUUGCUUCUCUUCCUCUCGGCCAUCUCAAAUCUCCUUCCGCUUCUCUCUUCCCCACGGUUUCGUCGCUUCCUCGUCCGCCGCCUCGCUGCCUGUGACCGCUCUUGGUCUCUUCCUCCGCGUUUCUCCUCGCGUGUCCUCUCCUCGUUUCUCUCCAAGUUCCACCUUUUCUUCGCGAGCCUCGCUUCCUGCUCCUGCUUCUCUGCCCUAUUUUCCGGCUCUCUCGACUUCCGCUUGUGUCCUCUCCGAGGCGUCCUUCUCGUCUGUGUUUUGCGCCCGUUUCUCCUCCUCGACCUCCUCGCCGUCGGGGCAGGCGGCGACGGCAGCGGCUGCGGGGAGAGCAGCCGCAGCCGCAGCGAAGAGGCGCGAGGAACGGAGGAGUCGCGAGCGAUGGAUGAAACUUCAGAAAGGCGCGAAACUCGGCGGUGGGCUAGCAGCCGCCCUGGCUCUCUCAGCAGGCAGCAUCGUUUGGUUUCUGGCGUCUGUGAAACGCCGUCACCCGCCGCCUCCUCUCGACCCUCAGGUUUCUCUCCCGUCUCCCCUCACUGAUAAAUUGUGCCUGUCUCCUGUCCCUCUCUCUUCUCUCCUCGCUUCUGUCCCCUCGUCUGUCUCCUCUUCGUCUUCGUCUGCCUCGGCGUGCUGCGGCUCUUGCAGCGUCGACGCUUCCUCGUCUUCUUCUUCCCUGCGCACCUUUCCCAAUGUCUUUCCGUCAGCGCGGGCGCUCGACGAGCUCUGUCGCAAGUACCCGUCGUUCCCUGCGUCCAAGGCGGUCAUCCUCCAGGCGGCGUCUCACGUUGUGCCCGUCGAGUACCACUUGCAUCUGCGCGACGCUUUCUGCCGGUAUCUCUCCCUUCGUCUAGCCGAAGUCUGCGGCCAAGAGAAGGGAAACGAAUGCAGCGGCAAGCAGUGCGGCUUAACCGUAGAGUCGGUGAGGGAGACGAUGCGCGAACUCUGGGGUGUUCUGGGCGUCGAGGGCUCGGAGACGACUGGCGACAACGCAGGAAACGCAUUCUUCUCUCUCAUCAACUUUGACAAGGAAAUUGAAACCUUCCUUAGCCGUCUGUCUGCAGCUUCCAGUCCUCCUUCCGCUUGCUGCGCAGCUUCUUCCCCUUCGUUCUGUGGUUCUUCAUCCUGCGUGGCUGAGUUUGUCGAGAGUGUCCGAGAGAAGAUCUCCGACGUGCUUGUCACCAACUGGCAAAGACAAAGAUACUUCGAUCCUCUCACCUUCAAGCGAAGCGCGCUGGUCCGUCGGAUCUCCCACGAGGCAGCGGGACGAGAUGUAGUCCGCGCUGUCCCUGAGGAUGACGCUCCUCUUUCUUCCUCUUCGUCGUCGUCUUCCUCUUCUUCUCUGUCGUCUGAGCCUGUGUUUCUGGGGACUCACGAGAUCCAGAAAGCAGUCGAGAACUUGAAGGAGUUUGGAGUCUGCAUCAUCCGCAACGGUUUAACGCGCCAGCAGCUCGAGGUCCUCCAACGAACGCUUCACACGGAUGAGGCGAUGGCGAUCUCGUCCGCCAUGGCGAUGCAGGAGGAGGAUCCGAACGUGUGGUGCACGCGCCCCACGACCGGUCGCCUUCACUGUCUUCUUCGUGGGACGCUUUUGGAAGCUCCGUUGGUGGAUGCUCAGCGCGUGUGGAUGCCGCUCGUUUUUUCGUAUUUGCCGUGCGAAGGCCGUGGCGCGUACACCCCGGAGCCGGAUGAAACUCUGACAAAAGUGUGGAAGACAAAGGGCCCGCGGGGGGAAGGGAGGCCCGCUGGAGACGCUGGCAAGCUCGAGAAUUCGCGGGGCGGAGACGAAAUCGACGACGGCGAGGCUGACCCGAAAAAGGGCCUUCUCGCCGUGAGCAAGCUCGGAAAACGGGUGUACGUCUCCGACAUGCAAUCCGUCGACGCAGACCCUUUGGCGAUCACUCAGCCCUGGCACAGAGACACGAGCGCUCGCGGUCUCACCGUGCUCGUCCCUCUCUGCGACAUCACCGAGGCGAACGGGCCGACCGAGCUCCUGCCGCGCUCCCACACUCUCUGCCCCUCGAAGCCUCUCGGCUGGAGAGCGCAAGCCGGCCUAUGGCGGGCGUUCCUCUCCAGUCUCUUUUGUGAGUCUGGGGGCUCCUGGCGUCCGACCCUCAAGGCCGGGGAUCUCCUCAUCUACGACUCACGAGUCGUGCACCGGGGACUAGGCAAUAACACGUGGCAUUCUCGCCCCGUUCUUGCCUUCCGGUACGACUACGAAGACCAGCCGCCCCCUGGAGAAUACGCAAAGCGGUGGAAAUCGCAGAGAACGUUUCUCUUUGGGCGAGCCGUCGAGCGUCUCCUGGGCCUCUACAACCAGCUCUGA
Messenger RNA from Neospora caninum, 2457 nucleotides. RefSeq lists its product as hypothetical. The transcript has 10 exons. NCBI's taxonomy places the organism in Eukaryota, Apicomplexa, Conoidasida, Eucoccidiorida, Sarcocystidae. The coding region runs from base 1 to 2457 and encodes 818 amino acids. The record is from RefSeq and is a predicted model, not a curated record.